CAAAUUGUAGCCCUGGCCAUUGCUUUUGGAUUAAUUCAUUUUGGUAUGUGAGGACUAGAGAAAUAAGAGGCUAACCAACAAAAUUGGUAUUUAAACUGUUCUUGAGUUUGAAAUGCAAUUGCCCAAACAAUUGUGAGAUUCCAGGAAUCAGACUUAGAGUAAAUUAAGCCAAUACGUUCAGGUUCAGGCAUGGGAGAGACAGCAGAUCACGAGGAGAAGAAUGGCGGUGCAACCAAAGUCGAAAAGAAGGAAAAGCACGAGAAGAAGGAGAAGCUUGCAGACGUGGGUGAGAAAGAAGGAGGGAAAGGGGAAGAGAAAGGAAAGGACAAGAAGAAGAAAGAUAAAGAGUGUAAGGAUAAGGAAGGUGGUGAAAAGGAGGAGAAGAAGAAGAAGAAUCCUGAAGAUAAGACGGAUCCUGCGAAGCUGAAGCAGAAGCUGGAAAAGAUGGAUGCCAAGAUGCAGGCCAUGGCGGUGAAGAGAGACGAGAUUUUGAAAAUGAUUAGCGAAGCUGAGAAGAAUGCGGCGAAUCCAAGUGGAGCAGCCCCUUGAGGAUAGCCUUCGGAAUAAGUGCAGAAGAUUACAGUAGCAUUGUGCAAUCAAAUAGCAAUGAGGAUGAAAACAAACAAUGUCUAGUCUCUAGUGUAAAUGUAUGAACUUUUCUGAAUGCUUCAUGUUAAUUAGCACAUCAGAUUUCAUGGAAGGGAAGAGUUUUUAACAAGCUUGACCAACAUUUUCGACAGAUGAAUUCCCUGUUCAUGAACGAUGGUACGUGUUUCUCCAAAUCAGAUUGUAGGAAUUUCUUGCUGCUCAAUGCGAAUUCUUUUGAGGUCCUCCGUGUGUCCAUUUUCUGUAU
Messenger RNA from Rhododendron vialii, 853 nucleotides. RefSeq names its product protein PXR1. The coding region runs from base 190 to 549 and encodes 119 amino acids. The transcript has 2 exons. Lineage: Eukaryota; Viridiplantae; Streptophyta; Magnoliopsida; Ericales; Ericaceae. The record is from RefSeq and is a predicted model, not a curated record.